This is a messenger RNA of Prunus armeniaca (apricot), 534 nucleotides long. The record is from the annotation of a GenBank genome assembly. NCBI's taxonomy places the organism in Eukaryota, Viridiplantae, Streptophyta, Magnoliopsida, Rosales, Rosaceae.
AUGGCAGCUCCUGCUCAAGCGAGCACCCUUCGGUCAUCCUCAUGUUUGCCUCAGCGUAUCGACCGAUCAUCUCCUCGCCCUCGGCCAAGCGAGCCUAUAGCUCAUCCAACUGAGCCGAGUCCAGCAGACCCAAUGCCAUGGCCGUUAAGGGUGGUACUGAGACGAAACCGUAGACAGGCGGUAGGCUUGAAUCGGAGUUUUAAUGAAGUUUUGGCGAUCAAAAUAAGCUCGAUGGCGGAACCAUUUUUCACUUUUACCCCUCACUUUCUCUCUCUCUCUCUCCCGCGUCUCCUCCCUCUGCGUGCGACAGCUCUCCUCCGUCACUGUGCAAACCGAACGGAAACCACCGUGCCGCCGCCGCCACAGUCCACGACCGUCCUCGAGACCGGUCCCGUUCGACUCGUCCUGAAGUCCCGAUCAAAACCCACUUGUUAUCCCAACUGGAAAGCUCGAAGUCCGGCCACGAUAUUGACUGGUUCAAACCGGAGGUUUUCGCGCUAUUGCACUGCCGUCUCCGCCCUCCAUUUCCGGUGA